AUGUCAUAUACGAAGAAUAUCAAUAAGUUUAAUAUUAAAAACAAAAUAGAUGUAGACAAUAAGCCCCAGGGAAAUGAGGUUAAAGGCGAAAUGGAAGGUCUAGAAUCCUGUAUUUACGCCGUGACGGUUUCAAAGAAACCAUCCACAACGAAUGAUGGAGCUGGUUUUUGUUCUGGUCAAAGAUCGUUCAUCAGCAUUCACUCAACAGACCAGCCAUGUUUAGCGGAUGUUGAUACAGCUUCAAAUCUGGACGACUGCAAUGUGGAAGUGCUUAGUCUGAAUGAAGUGUUUCCAUCGACAUCAGAAGAGAGUUUGUCCAACGACGAUUCUCCCGUUCGAAGGAAAAAGAACGCCAAGAACAAAACUGUGCAAAAUGUACAGCCAGAUGACGCCGCGAAAUCGACUUACGUACCAACAAACAGCAAAUCCUCGACAGGAUCCAGACCAAAAGAAACACCAGAACGACAAGCCUCGGUCUACUCAGAUUAUGAUUUACCGAAAAAUACAUUACACGUUAUUGGAAGCAAUCCGGGUGAACCGAAAAUGUCGUAUACGGACCCACCUAAGAAAUUAUCAAAAACGAUGAAAAAGUUUCUCCGUAACAUGGAUAAGCACAAGUGUGACCAAUACAUGAAAAGCAGCGAGAAGGCGGUCAGUAAGUUGACUACGAUGAGAGGAAUCUUAAAAGACGGUCGUUGUGGGCCUGAGUGCACCGGAGAUUCCUCUGUUCAAGGUGUUGAAGAAUUCAACGAUGAAGCAACACUGCAAUACCAGGUCGAAUAUGACCCACGAACAAACUACACAAAACAGAAUCCUGACAAAAAUGUCACUUUUAACACUCAAGUAAUGAUAAUUCACUUUACCGGUGACCUAUGUGUUGGGCAGAGCGUUGAAGCUCUCAGUAAAGAGAAAGACCAACAAGCAAGAAAUUCUGAAUUGAGGAAAACAUUUCUUACAAAAUACAAUGAAUUUUGGCCAACAAAGAAGUAACACAUGGUCAUACUUAUUUCAGUUUGGU
This is a messenger RNA of Bombyx mandarina (wild silkworm), 1018 nucleotides long. RefSeq lists its product as uncharacterized. NCBI's taxonomy places the organism in Eukaryota, Metazoa, Arthropoda, Insecta, Lepidoptera, Bombycidae. The record is from RefSeq and is a predicted model, not a curated record.